UCCUACUGAAGUGAGGAGUGGAAGUUAAGUGGCGUUUACGUUUUGGAAAAAGGAUUCCACGUACGUUUUCUCAAGCUAAAUCUUUCUUUUAUUUAUUGAAGUCAAAAGUCGAAGGGAAACAUGCGCAAAGUGUUCUUUCUCGUGUUGUUUUUAUUUGCCUUGGUCUACUCUGAGUCGGUGCGGGAAACAGAGACGUGGAUGCCCAUGAAGACCACACGGGCUGUUUCACAUGAAGAACUCAUUUCGUCUGGAGACUCCUCCGACUCACCCAAUGGCUCCGACUUUGCGUUUCUUGACGAGGGUCGCAAUUCAUUUGACAAUGAGGAUGACGAAGACGAUGAGGAUUAUGACGACUUCUCUGGCUCUGGAGAUGAAGAUGUGACAACUUUCACAAUUAGAAACAGCAAAACCAUAAUUAAGGGUGGCAUAAAUGACAACAAGAUUCCAGACAUUGAAGGACCCCUGAGGGCCAAACCCACAGUGAAUAUAAAUGAUCUGGUCAAGAAGAAUGAGGUUUCAUUAAAUGGUAUUCUGAAACCUGAGGAUACCGGGUCCAAUGUACUGAUGGCCCAUGCAGGGGAGGAGAGCUUUUUUAACAAGUCAGAGGUCCUAGUAGCUCUGAUUGCCGGUGGAGCAGUUGGGCUUAUCUUGGCUGUCCUCCUCAUUCUCCUCCUUAUCUACCGGAUGAAAAAGAAGGAUGAAGGCAGCUAUGACCUGGGAAAGAAGCCCAUCUAUAAGAAGGCUCCCACAACAGAGAUCUAUGCAUAAUGCCCACAUUUCACCAGGCCUCCUGACUUCUAUCCAGUGCCUCGCUUCUUGUCUGUUAGCAGUUCAGCCAGGAUCUCCCAGAGGAAGAAACCCACACUAACUAGACUGCUUCUUCUCUGCUACCAUGCACCCGGAAAUGGUUCAGUCUGUACCAGAAGCAAACAUUUUAUAAUUUUUCUUUUCUUAGUUUUUUUUUUUUUUUUUUUUUUACAUGAGAGACCAAGAGAGGACUAUUUUACUGCCAAACAAGACAAAACAAAUUGUUUUUCUUGCCCAUGUAAAAAAAGUACAUUUCGCAGAGAAACUGCGGUGAAAUCGUGACAUCGCCCUUCCAUCCUCUGCUUUUAUGACACUAACAAAGUGCAAUGACAAUGUCCCAGUAAGAUGACAUGGUACAGAUAUUUAUUUUCCUCCUCUCUCUACCUUAGUACCCAUACUUGUGUCAGUACUGGUGCUACAAGAGUCUGUUACUGUGACAUUUUCUUAACUUAAUUUCUUAAAAAUAAUGAUCAGAAGUCACAAACUUCCAUUUAGAUUACAAGCUGUUUUGUCCAAAAAAAUGUGUUUGUUGAUAUGAAUCCCAGUUUGAGAAACAUUACAUGGUUCAUGCAUCCCUAUCUGUAUUCAUGUAGCCACAAAUGAUCUUCCGGGGUGUUUUGUGGGUUUAUUUGUAUAGUAUUCCUUUAAGGCAAAUCAUUUGAAAUCGCCUAGAUUUUACCUGCAGACAAUGAUGUGUAUAAAGGAACAACACACUGACAUCCUAUCUUGCUUGAUUUAUAAUCUCAGUUUUUGAUUACAAUAAUCAGAAUUGUACAAUAAGUUAAUUGAAUAGGUUAUGGUUGAUGGGGGGGGGGGGCGGAGAAUCACAAGCACAAGGUCUGUAUGCUUCCAGGGAUCUGUACAUAGCCAUUUUGAAGAAAAUGUUCAACUUGGUACUUAGCCAUUUCUUGGCAGAUGUUUAUUUACCAAAUAUUUAAAUGCCAAAAAAAUCUUCCCAAUACAUUAAUUUAAAAAUAAUUCCUGUAAAUGCUUGGGAUAAUCUGUUUCUUCAUGCCCCAAAAGCUUGUAGUAAGGAACCUGUUUAACUACCAAUGCUAGUACUAAUGUUUUUUCCUUGUCUUCUCAGUGUUUUAGUAGAUCACCGUUUUUUUUUGGUAUUAAUUUAACUGUCAAAUAUUUUGCCUUUCAGGUUGAUGGGGAUGUUUUAUAUGUGAUUUUCAUUUUUAUAUACAGUAGUUCAAUAUUUUCAGAAGCAAAUAGUUUUGAAACUGUUAUUUUCUAAGCUUUUUUUUAUUUCUUUUAGACAUUUUUAAGCCGUAAAUAUAUUUAUGUUUUGUAGAAGGAUUGCUAUGUAAUUGUUCAGGGGAUGUGAAUUUAGCCAUGUCAUUUACAUGGGGGAAAAUCUGCUGCUUUUUUUCUCACAACAAGAUAUGUGAAUCACCAAUCGAGUGGAGAAGUCAAUGAAUCAUUGAUUUCUGCAUGCGGGUAAUGAUUUUAUUUGGAAAUAAAGCUAUUUUUAUGCACAUUAAA
Messenger RNA from Esox lucius (northern pike), 2298 nucleotides. RefSeq names its product syndecan 4 (gene sdc4). Lineage: Eukaryota; Metazoa; Chordata; Actinopteri; Esociformes; Esocidae. The transcript is spliced from 5 exons. Gene Ontology annotation, biological process: cell migration. The record is from RefSeq and is a predicted model, not a curated record. Bases 121 to 768 code for a protein of 215 amino acids. Gene Ontology annotation, cellular component: membrane; cell surface.